CUUCUCCCCAUCCUCCUCCAGGUCUUUUCCAAGGUUUUCAGUCAUGAGGCGCUACAGUCCUACCUCCCUAAAAUCCAGCAGGUGAUCCAGGAGUCACUGAGGCUGUGGAGCUCCAACCCAGAACCCAUCAACGUCUACAGGGAGUCCCAGAGGCUGUCGUUCCACAUGGCAGUGAGGGUGCUGCUGGGGUUUAGAGUAGCAGAUGAGGAGAUGAGACAUCUGUUCACCACCUUCCAGGAGUUUAUAGACAACAUCUUCACUCUGCCGUUAGACCUGCCGUUCAGCGGAUACAGGAAGGGUAUCUGUGCCAGGGACACACUCCAGAAGGGGAUAGAAAAGGCCAUCAGGGAGAAACCCCUCUGUUCCCAGGGGAAGGAUUAUAGCGACGCACUAGAUAUCCUCCUGGAGAGCGCAAAAGAGAACGGCACGGAACUCACCAUGCAGGAACUCAAGGAGACGACCAUUGAGCUGAUCUUUGCUGCGUUCGCCACCACGGCCAGCGCCUCCACGUCUCUCAUCAUGCAGCUCCUGCGUCACCCUGCCGUGUUGGAGAAGUUACGAGAGGAGCUCCGGACCAGGGGGAUCCUCCACAACGGCUGUCUGUGCGAAGGGGAACUGGGCCUGGAUACCAUCGUUAGUCUGAAGUAUCUGGACUGUGUGAUCAAGGAGGUGCUGAGGCUCUUCACGCCCGUGUCUGGGGGUUAUAGGACGGCCCUGCAGACCUUUGAGUUAGAUGGCGUACAGAUCCCAAAGGGUUGGAGUGUGAUGUACAGCAUCAGAGACACUCACGACACCUCCGCCGUCUUCAAGGACGUGGACGCCUUCGACCCCGACCGCUUCUCCCAGGAACGCUGUGAGGACAAGGAGGGACGCUUCCACUACCUCCCAUUCGGCGGUGGCAUCCGCUCCUGUCUCGGGAAACAGCUCGCCACUCUCUUCCUCCGUAUACUGGCCAUCGAGCUGGCCAGCACCAGCCGCUUUGAGCUGGCGACCCGGAAUUUUCCCAGAGUGGUGACGGUGCCGGUGGUUCAUCCGGUGGACGGAUUGAAGGUGAAGUUCUACGGUCUGGAUUCUAACCAGAAUGAGAUUUCAUCUGAUCUCCUAGCCGACAUCAAGACGGAAGAGCUACUGGGAGCCGCGGUGUAG
Molecule: messenger RNA, 1146 nt
Organism: Salvelinus namaycush (lake trout)
Lineage: Eukaryota; Metazoa; Chordata; Actinopteri; Salmoniformes; Salmonidae
Product: cytochrome P450 26B1-like
Exons: 5
Biological process (GO): sterol metabolic process
Molecular function (GO): monooxygenase activity; iron ion binding; oxidoreductase activity, acting on paired donors, with incorporation or reduction of molecular oxygen
Source: RefSeq, a predicted model, not a curated record